AUGGCGUCAACGUCUCAAUGCAUGGCCGGCAUGGCCCGUUUGAGCCUCGCCAGCUCCGCCAGACCGACGGCCUCCACGAUACCCCGGUUCCUCGUCCCAUCCGUGGCCCAGACACGAUGCGCCAGCGUAGGACCCAAGAAGACGGAGAAGAAGAAGAGGAAGUUGCCCAAGGACUACAAGACCUACAACAUCAAGGGCUGCCCUCAGUUCUCGCUGUGUGACGCCGUUCGCUAUCUCCGCGCCUUCGAGGUCGGCAAGCCGCCCCAGGCGAUCAAGUACGAGCUCCACGUCCACCUCAAGACCCCGCGCAACGGCAACGUCGUCAAGAACCGCAUCCGCCUCCCGAACCCCGUCAAGUCGGACGUCCGCGUCGGCGUCAUCUGCGAGGAGGGCUCCGCCGUCGCCCAGCAGGCCCUGCAAGCGGGCGCCGUCAUCGCCGGCCAGGAGACCGUCUUCGAGGCCAUCCGCAACGGCGACCUCGCCUUCAACAAGCUCAUCUGCCACGUCGACAGCGAGGCCGCCCUCAACAAGGCCAACCUCGGCCGCCUGCUCGGCCCCAAGGGCCUCAUGCCCAACCGCCGCAUGAAGACCAUUACCGACAACAUCACCGGCUCCAUCCGCGAGACGAUGGGCGCCGACGACUACCGCGAGCGCAUGGGCGUCAUCCGCCUCGCCAUCGGCCAGCUGGGCUUCACGCCCCAGAUGCUGGCGUCGAACAUCAAGGCGUUUGUGAGCCACAUCAAGCAGGACAUUGCGCAGCUCGACACACACAAGGACGUUCACGAGGUGGUGCUGAGUACUUCGCAGGGGCCGGGGUUCAGCUUGAACGGCAACUUUGACUCGACGGACGAGAAGGUUACGCCGCAGGUUCUGUCUGGCGUCAUGUAA
Colletotrichum siamense is the source of this 888-nucleotide messenger RNA. RefSeq names its product 50S ribosomal protein L1 (gene rplA). The record is from RefSeq and is a predicted model, not a curated record. The transcript has 2 exons. Bases 1 to 888 code for a protein of 295 amino acids. Lineage: Eukaryota; Fungi; Ascomycota; Sordariomycetes; Glomerellales; Glomerellaceae.